Messenger RNA from Morone saxatilis (striped sea-bass), 5726 nucleotides. Its product is annotated as palmdelphin-like. NCBI's taxonomy places the organism in Eukaryota, Metazoa, Chordata, Actinopteri, Moronidae. Gene Ontology annotation, biological process: regulation of cell shape. Gene Ontology annotation, cellular component: membrane; cytoplasm. The record is from RefSeq and is a predicted model, not a curated record.
GGAGAUUCCCGCGGGACAGGCAGAGGCACAACCGAGCACGAGACAGAAGUGGGCUAACUGCCAGAUCAGUUGAAGGACUGAAUUACUUCAGGGAUUCAUUGUUACCAAACCUAAAGUUGAUUCUGAAAAGCUGAGAUUUUGAAGGAUGGAGGAGUCUGACCUGCUGAAAGAGAGGCUACAGGCCAUCACGGAGAAGCAUCGCAUUCAGGAACACAUUAGACGGAAGAAACUGGAUCUGGACCAAGAGAAACUCAAACUGCAGCAUCUAAAGAAAAAAGCUCUGAGAGAGCAGUGGCUGCUACAGGACUCAGCUUCCCACAAUGCAACAGACUCCCCACGGCAACAGAGUCUCCUGUAUGACCAGCAGCAGACCAGAGCACUCCAGCUCAACAUCCAUAGGAUAGAGAUGGAGGUGGAGGCUCUGGAGAGAGAGGAGUCUAUGGUUUCCACCAACGAGAGCUUCAUCCUCAACAGACUGAAGGCUGUAGAGAAAAGUUCAGAGGACAUUAUCAAGCUCUGUUUGCCAUGGAGAUCAAUGUGACUAAAAACCUGUUGACAGGGGAGAGCACAGUACUUUCUACUGCAACAGUUCCUCCUGAGGAGUUGAACCAACACGCUGGGCUCAAGGUUUACGACGACGGCAGGAAAUGUGUCUAUGCCAUGAAUUCACAAGAGGGCUCACAUGACCAGAGCCGUGCGUCUGAGCUGUCAGCCAACGAGGUGGAACAGUUGCUGAGAAGCGCCACUGUGCAUCGCCAAGUAAAUCACCAAAAUCCCAGCAGAAGGGAGGAGCAUUACUUUUACAACCGCCAAAGUGAAAGAGACAGAAUGAGGGAAUGUGACCUCAGACAGCAGGGAGGACAUUACGGUCACCACCUCCUCAGGAACAACUUAACAGAGAAAUACUUUAGUCGUAGGGAGAACUGGCAGAGAAAACCAGGGGCAGAGCAUCACUACGGUCACCAGGAAAGCCAUUACAGAGGGCAGGAAGAGAGAAAUAACCAAAGCAACCUGAGGGAAGGUCAUCGCCUUGGAAACCCCAAGGGUUUGGAACAUCACCAUAGUAACCAGAAAGCUCGUCACUACAGUUCGUACCUGGCGAGAAACUGUCACAGUGUUCAAGAAGAUCGGCCUGCUAGCCAACACGCCAAUGGCAUUAUCCGAAGCAAUAGUAGGGUAAAUGGAAGCAGAGCCAAUGGCUGCCCUCCUCCCAGAUCACAUGACCAGGAAGUUGUGUCUGCCUACCAACCACAGCUCUGCUACACUCCAGCCAAUUAUAUUCCUCUUAGGGAUUACAUCAGCGUGGAUGAAGAAGAAGUUUAUUGUCCACCUUCCUAUCACAGCCAUGAUGGAAAGCAACCCGCUGCUCUAUACAGUGGCCCCACCCACUCUGACAGAGUCCCCUCCCCCAUUUAUGGAGACGACAGCCCCUACACCAUUCUCAACGCCAUCGAGACCACCGAGCCAAUCACAGCCAUCUUCAUGGGCUUCCAGACGGCGCAGGACGACAGCAGGCCAGGUCAGGAGUACGAGGGCUCCCUGAAGGCCGAGCUGGUCAUCAUUGAGGACAAUGAAGUCAACGGCAACAACAACAGCAUGAAGGAAAAGAAGAGUCACACCCAGCCCAGGGUCAAUGGUUAUCCAACGCAGUGUUCAGCCAAUGGAAACACAGGAUGUGUGGAGGGAGAUGGAGACAGACGGAUCGAGAGACUGGUUGGAUCAGGUAUCAGAAAGAUCCAAAAAAAACACAAAGCGUGCUGUACUGUCUGCUAACUGGACUAACUGAUGUUUGUGUGUCCAACACAGUAACCAGCUGUAUCCGUCUGAAGACUAACAAACAAAAACUGCUGUAUGUCACAAGUAAUGGGGAAUCAUGGAGAACGCAGCUGUUUAGUGUUGCAGGGGGCAACCACGGUUUGGUUCUGUGAUUCAUGCGUCUUCAAAUCCCACCGAGAGCAGUUGAGAAGCAGAGCCUCUUUAUAUAGAUAUAUUUUUUAUGUUGACUGCCACACGUUGUUUACUUGUGUAUUUUGUACUUACGGCUUCCAUCAAAAAUAGACCAAGCAGAGCAGAGAGCCGCUUCUGGUGGAAUUUCAAGUAUCACCAACUCUGCAAUUGUACUGGACUUUUUAGCCUCUUUGAGCUAAUUGUUUUUGGUUUCAUCCAACAUUUUAACUUAAAGCUAACUAUAUGUCUGUGAGUGUCACCACUGACAUCAGCCUGACAAUGCUAGCAGGCAGCUGUUUCCAGCCAGAAAGCUCUGAUAAAGCCACUGUACACUACCUGCUCACCAACAGCACACAGACACAUUUAGAGACCAGCUGGCAGAGGUGUGGGCUCGAGUCACAUGACUUAGAUUUGAGUCCACUAGACUGGACUCCGCACCUCAACUAUGACUUUAACACAAAUAACUGACUUCACUUGGACUCUUUGGACUUGAAAACAUUUGAUAUCUUCCCCUAAACGUUAUUUAGAGUGUGCCACGAAUACAGCCAUUUCUCCAGUCCACACUUCACUCCCAAGAUCCAGUUUGUUUGAACCAAUCUGAGAGAUGUGGGAAGGAGCACACUAUGACUUGUUUAGGACUCGAAACUCAAAGUUUAGGACUUGAUUUGAAACCUGACUUGCAAAACAAUGGCUUGGUUCCUCCUCUGCCUGCUGUUGAACAGGGGAGCAUUUAGCAGCUAAAGAGACACAUAUUUUCCUCAGGUGUUUGCAGUGCCGUAAGGCGAGUGAAUGUUGGACUUACAUUCAGCACGUGGACAGAAUCACUGCUCCGAAUAAAUGCUUGUUUUGUACAGUACAAUAUGACAAGUACUAACUUUCUACAGAAUAUCGACCUUAUUUAGAAUAUUGUCUUAAGUAAUUAUGCAACACAUAAUAAUGGAUUUGGAUUUGUGUAAAUAUAUAAAACCGUUAGUUAUUUAACAUGUGCUCAGGGUUAGAUUCCAGAGAGCUGCUGUCCUGUAGCUCCCUCUGCUGGUGUAAAGGUGCUGAUGUGACCUAGUUCACAGUAAUAAGCAGCUAUAAUAAGAAACAAUGAAAACCUCUGUAUACCAGCUAAUGGUAAGCUCAACAGUGAUUUAAAAUAAGUGCUUUUGUAGUAUUGUAUAGCACUGUAUACUGUAGUACAUUGGAGGCACCGAGUAGUACUCAGAAAAAAGAAAGCAAACUCAUCUCAGCUGCCUGAUACUGCUCCAUGUUAGCCCCAUAACAAUAUACAGGUGUGAUCAUUGGUUUGAUUUAGCUGCACAAAACUCAGUUUUAUUUUGGUUAGAAACUUUGGAUCAACACAGUGUCAGACUUACAAUGAAAACCAGCAAUAAUGUUAUGUGACACACUGUACCUAAAACAUUUGUAUUCCAGUGACACAUGGUAGAAAAACCGAGGCACGCUAAAAUAUUUACAGAUUUAAAAAUAUCUUACUGUAUCAUAUUUAGAGAGCAUUUUAUCAAACAGAUUUAGUAAAGAACUUCAAAUAACAUGUUUGUUUUUGUUUGGACAUUUUCAUACUAAUCUGGAGUGAUUGAACUGUACACGUUUGUCUACAACAUGUCAGAUAAUGAGCAGGUGGAAUGAUGAUGCUAAUAAACCUUUGUUACUGAUUAAAUUAACAGCUCGCUCUGUGUCUAAUCCUCAUCACAACAUAACACUGUGUGACUAGGUGUGUGUGUGUGUGUGUGUGAUAUUAAUCCUGCAUGAUGUGAAUCAGCUCAGAUGUCCCUCACAGAGUCAUGCUGGAUAUCAGUCUGUGUUAGUUUAUAUUGACGCUGAUGUCAUCUCAUUAUAACACCGUACUGUGUGUGUGUGUGUGUGUGUGUGUGUGUGCAGGGUACAUCCUGUAGCUGACAGCAUCAGGUCCAAUGACAUUAAUGACAGUACUUGUGUCAUUGGCACUGACAGACAGCCAACAUGAAUUAGAGUACAGUGGUAGCGUUGUUCUGGUUGUGGCUGCAGGACAGAAUGAGUGCACAGGUUACAGUAACACCUCCACUGCCACCUCCAGCCUCCUCCAAGAAAACACAAAGAAAUCUCAACUAAAGGUCCACUCGCUUCAUCAGCAGAUGGAUUAGCUCUGUGAGCUCAGACUAAUGAAAAGUUUGAACACUUUCAUUCUCAAGACAACAGGGAAAUGAUGAGGCCGGUGUUACUUGGUAAGAAGCUCUAGAAUAAGGAAGUAACCUUGAGUUGCAGUCAGUCUCAAUCCUUGUAUAGUUCCAUUAUUCUUGUUUAUCUGCUAGUGGUGGAAAAUACAUUUACUAAAGUACUGUACUUGAGUAAAGUUUUGAGGUACUUUUACUUUACUUGUGUAUUUCCAUUUUAUGCUACUUUGUACUUCUGCUCCACUACAUUAAGUUUAAAUCUUUAGUUACUUUACAGAUUCUGAUUAUUGAUGCAAAACCAAAUCUGAUGUAUUAUCAUUAAACUAUCCAGCAGUCAAUGUAAAGUUAUAAAAAAAAAAGUUAUUAAAAAAAAACACUUUAAUCCAAUAUCAUCGUCUUCCAUCCAGAUUCUGAAAUAGGCCAUUCUGCAUAAUAAGAACUUUUACUUUGGUAGCUUAAGUGCAUUUUGAUGUUAAUACUUCUGUACUUUUACUCAACAUUUUAAUACAAGAAUUUUACUAUUUCACUCCAAUUGUUUCCUGUGCAAAAUGUCUACCUAGGUUCUAGUUGUGAAGAUGCAGACCAUGUAGACAUGUACGUGGUCUCAGUUUGGUAGGGUUACUUGGAACACUCCAAAUGGUGCCAUUAUAUACUCUGUUAAACUUGAUUUUUCUUUCAAUACAAACUAGAAACAUCGCAGUAUGCAACACGAUGUUAUAGAAAAGCUGCAUUUCUACGCUACAACACUCCCAAAAAACCCAGUGAAAUCCCAGAGGGACUGAUUGGCGUAGAAGACUAGAGCUGCACAGUGUAAUGCUGCUCUGCUGACUGUCGGUGUGUGUGUUGUGUGUGUCAGGUACAGAGGAGUGAAGGAGGACGGCUGACCCAUCUGACAUGCUGGAGCUUUCAGUUGUCUCUUAGUUCUUUGUGUCCUGCUGUGAUCCCUGACUGACUGCUUCAGCACCAGCCAGCUGCUCGGCCUCCACCGCUGCCUUCAUAUAUCAGACUGUCUCAUGUUCCAACCAUUCUCUCCUCUUUCUGUGGUCCUGCUUCAUUCACUGUCUCUGCCCCAUUUCACAAACUGCCAAAGAUAAACAUUUUUCUAAUGUAGAUGCUUUGUUCUGUGCAACCCAGACUCUGUCUCUAAGACAUCUGUUGACCUUAAACAUUUGACUGCUUAUUGAUGUUGUUAAAGUUUGUGAUUGUGAUCUUAUAAACACACCUUCAACAAUAGUGAUGCACUGUAGGGAAACUGCAUCCAAGAAUGGCUAAAUUAUCAAACUAUUAUCCAUGUACACUGGUUGUCAUACAUGUCCAGCUGUUUAGGACUAUAAAAAAGCAUUAAGUGUAGAAAGUAGAGACAGUGGAUAUCUUCUCAGCUACUGACCAACAAUAGAAACCAAAUCGAAUCUAUCCUUUACUGCAUGUAGUAAUUUAAAUUCCCCCUCCAGUCAAAAAUCUGUGUUUCCUCUUAUUCCCACAGUGUGAUGUUUAUGGCAGUCCAUUUAAGCCAAUGUGAUCAGCUUCCUUGCUGUGAGAGUUUACUUAUAGCAAGGUAUCUUCCUGGUGUCUUUUGACUUAGUCAGGGUGUAAAUUUGACAAUAAAGAGUUUUCUUUGUCACA